Molecule: messenger RNA, 372 nt
Organism: Rasamsonia emersonii CBS 393.64
Lineage: Eukaryota; Fungi; Ascomycota; Eurotiomycetes; Eurotiales; Trichocomaceae
Exons: 5
Cellular component (GO): mitochondrion
Source: RefSeq, a predicted model, not a curated record
UUCAAUUUAGGGGUGGUGUGGUCACCUGACCGACCUCCACCAACCUCCCUCCCGCAUCCGCAUCCGCAUCGCAUCGCAUCGCAUCGCAUCCAUCAUCUCGACAUUGAAGCCACCAAUCGAGCCAUUGAGCCAUUGUUCGCGGCGUGUGCUGCAACCGCUACCGCAACCAUGGCUGGCCCUAGCAAGUCUCUGAUCCUCGACCCGGCUCUUCAGAAAUACUACGAACUCAACGCCAACCGCUACAAGUACUUCCGCUGGACGCCGCGCACCGCUUGGCUGACCUUUGUCUAUGCCGCUCUGAUCCCGGGGGCGCUGGGCGUGGUUGCGUACAAGUAUGAUGAUGAAUGGACCAUCGAGCGAUUGAGCGAUUGA